AUGGCGAAGAAAUCUUCCAUUGGAAUCGGUACUUUGAUGCGUAAGAAGCUUUCUGAUAUCACUAACAACUCUGACUCUCAACACAACCUACUUCCUCUAACACUUCCCGCCAUCGACGCCGAUAUCCCUUCCAUUCAACAACUCCUCACUGAAAGAACGCAGUUAAUACAACUCAUUGCAGAGAAAGAGUAUCCUCUCUCAUCAGAAUUGAUAGAAUCUAGCGGAGCUGAGUUGAGAAGAAUGCAAGCCGAUAUCAAGAAACUCCAACUCCAAAAUCGGAACCUUGCUCAGUCUAACAGCUUAAUGUUAGCGGAGCUUAAUUUGGGAAGGGAUAAGAGAAAAAUAUUGCAACAUGAGAUUUCAUGCAGAUCUACUUUAAUCAAAGCAAAUGCCCUAAAAGCUGGUAGUAACGAUGAAGGAAGACGCAAAAGAACUAUUGGUUCUGAAAAGAAGACGAUCGAGAAGACAUUCGGCUUUCGUGGAAACACAUGA
Molecule: messenger RNA, 492 nt
Organism: Arachis duranensis
Lineage: Eukaryota; Viridiplantae; Streptophyta; Magnoliopsida; Fabales; Fabaceae
Product: shugoshin-1
Exons: 7
Coding region: 1-492 (163 amino acids)
Biological process (GO): meiotic sister chromatid segregation; maintenance of meiotic sister chromatid cohesion
Cellular component (GO): chromosome, centromeric region
Source: RefSeq, a predicted model, not a curated record